Messenger RNA from Sapajus apella (tufted capuchin), 1331 nucleotides. RefSeq names its product potassium voltage-gated channel subfamily E regulatory subunit 5 (gene KCNE5). Lineage: Eukaryota; Metazoa; Chordata; Mammalia; Primates; Cebidae. The record is from RefSeq and is a predicted model, not a curated record. Gene Ontology annotation, molecular function: voltage-gated potassium channel activity involved in ventricular cardiac muscle cell action potential repolarization; delayed rectifier potassium channel activity; transmembrane transporter binding. Gene Ontology annotation, biological process: negative regulation of delayed rectifier potassium channel activity; regulation of ventricular cardiac muscle cell membrane repolarization; membrane repolarization during action potential. Gene Ontology annotation, cellular component: membrane. The transcript is spliced from 2 exons. Bases 167 to 595 code for a protein of 142 amino acids.
CGGUCGGCGCCCCCAGCCACUGCGCGCCCGCCGGAGAGCUGGGUGCCACCGCCGUCGCCACCGCUGAGCCCUGCCCGCCGGCCGGCCCGCUCGCUAGCUCGCUUCCCCUCGCCCAGGGGGAAAGGUCAGCAGCGUCCUGGAGCCUCCGUGUCACUCCCCGAAAGCCAUGAACUGCAGCGAGAGCCAGCGGCUGCGAACCCUUCUGAGCCGCCUGUUGCUCGAGCUGCACCAUCGGGGUAACACCAGCGGCCUGGGCGCUGGCCCUGGUCCCAGCAUGGGCAUGGGGGUCGUGCCUGACCCUUUCGUGGGCCGCGAGGUGACCAGCGCCAAGAGCGACGACGCCUAUCUCUACAUCCUGCUCAUCAUGAUCUUCUACGCCUGCUUGGCCGGAGGCCUCAUCCUGGCCUACACCCGCUCCCGUAAGCUCGUCGAGGCCAAGGACGAGCCGUCCCAGGCUUGCGCCGAGCACGAAUGGGCCCCGGGAGGCGCCCCAGCCGCCGACGCCGAGACUGCCGCGGGCUCCCUGGCCGAGGGCCGCCACCAGCUUGCCCCAGGGGGGCUGCCUGCCCUCGCCCAGGGCGCUGAGCGGGUCUAGAACCACAACCACAGGUUUCUGGUUUGCGCCCUCCUCAACUCGCUCAUCCCUGGGCGCGGCUUCCGCCUUCCACCCAGCACUCUUUUCCAGGGUUUGCCUCACCUGAGGCCCAGAUAAUGACAGCCCUGACAGCAUGCUCCAGCCCUCUGGGAACUGAAUCCAACACGUCCAACACUUGGCAUUGAGCUGAAGCAAUGCAUUCUAUCAGAACUCUGGGCCGUCUAACUGGCAGCUGCUCCAGGGACUGCCAGGGACUGCUCACUGCAGAGCCAACGGGCUUGCCAGGCCGACUGCAGCGGCUCCAGCUCCCAGUUGCCUUAGGGACAGAGACAAAGAAAAAGAAGAGACCUCAGAUAUCUUUCCCCUCUCUCUCUCUUUCAGCAGGGAGCUAGCAGGACACUAGGACCAGUCUGUGGGAUAGAAUGGACUUAAUGGGGGACUGUUCGGGGAGGAGUGUUCAACGGUGAGGGAAAAGAUCUCUGACUCCAACUGUAUGGUUUUCUUGCCUCCCCAGUUUUCAUCCCAGUGGUAACUUGCCUGAUUUUUGGUAACUCUGCCAACUUCUGCUGACGGUUAUCAUUACUGGGUGGAUUACCCCAAUACUUCAAAUGCCUCUCUGUAUUGAUUCAGUUGUUAUUGCAGUGUCUGCUUCAUCCAUGGUACUUGACACUCAGAUGUGCCCUGCUCUGUAACCCUGGGGAAUGUCAGAGGCAGGUAAUAAAGGUUGUUUAAACAA